This is a messenger RNA of Charadrius vociferus (killdeer), 1736 nucleotides long. RefSeq names its product pygopus family PHD finger 1 (gene PYGO1). Lineage: Eukaryota; Metazoa; Chordata; Aves; Charadriiformes; Charadriidae. The record is from RefSeq and is a predicted model, not a curated record. Bases 281 to 1219 code for a protein of 312 amino acids. The transcript has 4 exons.
GAGAUCCCCAGGUGGUGACAGUGGAUUGGAUGGGUUAGGAGGACCAGGAGUACAACUUGGAAGCCCUGAUAAGAAAAAGCGCAAAGCAAAUACACAGGGAUCAUCAUUUCCUCCUCCAUCUGAAUAUGCUCCACCGCCGAAUCCAAGCUCUGACCACCUUGUAGCUGCAAAUCCAUUUGAUGACAACUAUAAUACUGUGUCUUAUAAACCACUUCCUUCAGGAAAUCCAUAUUUUAGUAAUCCUGGUUAUCCUGGCUUUGGAGGCUAUAACACUUUCAGAAUGCCACCUCACAUGCUGCCCAGAGUGUCCUCACCUUAUGGUGGUUCUUACUCCCUCAGAAACCAACCACAUCCCCUUCCUCAAAACCCUGUGGGAAUGGGUUUUAGCCGACCCCACUCUUUCAGCUUCGGUCCACAUGAUAACCCAGGUUUUGGGAAUCAACCACCUUACAGUAGUGGUCAGAUAAAUCAAAAUGUCAAUAUGCCUGGUCAGCAUUUCAGACCAAAUCCUGGUGAGAACUUUGGCCAUUCUGGUCAGAUACCUCACCCUGAUGUGCCAUCUAACUUUGGUCCUGGAAAUAAUCCAAAUUUCCCAAAUUCUCAGCUAGAGUCAAACCAUUCUUUUGUUCCUCCACCAAACACAUACAACCAGACAAAAUCAUCUGCACAAAAGCAAGACUUUAGUCAAGGUGCAAGCAAAGCGUCCAGCCAGAGCACAGCUGCUCAUCAGCAUCAUCACAGGACAGAGGACAUUGUGAGUCAAGGUAACAGUGACCUAAAAAAUGUUAAUCGAAACAAUGUGGUAAAUCAGGAUAACAGCCAUUCUAAUAGUGCUGAUAACACUAAUGCUGGUCAUUCAAAUGGGACUCAGAGUAAGUCCCGCCAGCCUCGAGGUACUGCUGAAGGAUGCAAUUCUGAAAAGAGCAGCAAAACAGCCCUUCAUCCCGGUCGUCAUGGUCACUCGUCCUCUGAACCCGUCUAUCCAUGUGGAAUUUGUACACAUGAAGUUAAUGAUGACCAGGAUGCCAUUCUGUGUGAAGCCUCUUGUCAAAAAUGGUUUCAUCGGAUCUGUACAGGCAUGACUGAGUCAGCUUAUGGCCUUCUUACAGCAGAAGCAUCAGCAGUAUGGGGCUGUGAUACUUGCAUGGCUGACAAAGAUGUCCAGUUAAUGCGUACAAGAGAGACUGCAGGACCGCCUGCGUUGAAUACGGAUGGCUAACAACACGAAUUGGUGGUAGUGGUUGAAAAACUUGCUAUGAAGAUUUGGUUACAAAUUGGGUACUUCACUUUCUGCAGACAAUCAGUUGCGUUUGAUUGCUGUUGUCUUUUUUCCCUAAUCUGUCUUCAUUCAUAAACUUCCAUCUCAGCUUUUGUACUCUUCAUUUUAUGUGUGCAAAUGUUUUACAGGAUGGAAUAUUUUUUUGUUUCUGAUUAAACUGUAAAACAUAACUGACAACUGAUCACAAGUAGGAUGUGCGUUGACAAUUUUAUGAAAGGCAAAAACGUGCCUGAAUGAAUAGCCCCUAAUUUGCUAGUGUUAAUGUGUUAACUAACACUAGCAUUUAGUGCUUGAGUUUAAUGGUACUAUAUUUGCAAGUACUCAUUACAUUUUAUUUUUUGGGGGUGAAUGUCCAUUACUUAUAUUCUUGCUAUUUUUUUCUUUGCAUGUAGUGGAGAUGACAUGGAGGAAUGUGCAGUACUAAUAGUUUUUAUUUUAGGGUAAAUACAGAGAAUUU